AUGGCAGUCCCAGUCGACUUACACGACGACGGGGACCGCCAAGCGGCUUCUCUCGUCCCGCCGGCGGCGGCGGCGGCGCCGCGGCUGUCGCUGCACCGCCUCGUCACCCGCGACCCGCGCGAGAGGGUGCUGGUCCACCCGCUGAUCUGGACCGACAGGCAGCUGGCGGUCCUGGACUGCCGCGUCCGCCCCCGCGGCGACGCCGACGACGACAACGGGGGCGACGCGGCGGCGCCCGAAAGCGGUGGCGGCGGCGAGCGGGCACGGAAGCGCAGGCGGGCAGCCGACGAGCUCGCUCCACUCCUGCGCCGCCGUCUCCGGUGCCGGCUGGGCUGGGAUCUGCUCCGGGACACCGUCCGCAUGCUCCUCGAGUCGGUGUCCAGCGCCGUCGCCAUGGAUCCUGGCCAAGAAGCCCACCUGCGUUACGCCCGACGGCCACGCGUCGCGGUUCCCUACUGUCGUGUGUCGUUCGGGGGCGUCGGUUUCGCGUGCUUUGACGCGGACAUGGCUGCGCGCCACCGCCGCGCCUACACCCCCUGGAAGUGGCGGCGGACUACCCCGGAGGAGGAGAAGGAGGAGGAGGGAGGAAAAGGAGGAGGGGCCGAUUGCCCUGCCGACACGGGCCUGCUGUUUCCGCUCCUGGUCGCCCUCGUCAUCGCGCUCGCGCAGCAGGAGCGGCUCGACGCGGCGGCACAGGCACGAGGACCGCCCCCUUCGGGAUUCACUGUUCGCAUCCUCUUCGCCGGCAGGGAUACGGCCACGCCGUUCAACGUCGUUUCCGCGCGCGUCCGGCCCGCUUUUCUCGACAAGCUCGACUUCCCCACCCGGGAGCCAGCGCCUGAUUCGGGGCUCGACGUCGAGUACUGGCAAGUCCCGGCCAAGCCGUACAAGACGCUGGCGCACCGGCUCGCCCGCCGUCUCGAGGCAGGAGCGGUGCCGUAA
Molecule: messenger RNA, 942 nt
Organism: Thermothelomyces thermophilus ATCC 42464
Lineage: Eukaryota; Fungi; Ascomycota; Sordariomycetes; Sordariales; Chaetomiaceae
Exons: 3
Coding region: 1-942 (313 amino acids)
Source: RefSeq, a predicted model, not a curated record